AAAAGUCAUACCUAUACACAGCAUUUUUACACAAUUUUACAAAAUAUUACAAUAUUCCACAAAUUUUAAACCAUGGAUUCAUCCGAACGUACACCAACAGCACAGUUCACCUACGAAACAACACCUACCAAUGUCACUACCCUUGACCCUACCACAACCAAAGUACGCUCCAAUACAGCCUAUGCUGAUAUCACAUCUCUUCCAACUGAUACCUACGUACCGCCACCGGAUGAGGAUCCCUCUACUCAUGGGACCACCACCGCCCCCGAGAUGACUAAUGAAACCGGACCUACACCACAGGUCGCGUCUGAUAAGCGCAGCGAUAUUUUUCUGGACAUCAGCGCGGCUCCUCCGAAACCACCUCCGGAACGCUAUCCACAAACCGACGACGGUUUCAACAUGGGGCUUGAUCUUGGCCUGGACCUUGAUCUAGACCUUGAUCUAGGCAUGUUGGUGGAUUAUCAGUAUGAUCCCACCGCCGAUGAUACCUACAGUGCAAACUCUGACACUCUCCUAGCAAGAAAAACAGAAUCUUUUGAUUUUGUCCUGGAGGUUGAUCAUGAGGAAGCUAAAGAAGAAACUGAGGUUACUGAAGAGUCCACUCCAACCAUGUUGGAUAGAAUGCCCUAUUUUGAGAAAUUCAUGGAUGCUAUGGUGGAAUACGGAGCUGUGAAACGCCUCAAUAAUUUUCUGCAUAAGAAAAUGGCUGAUUAUUUCAAGAAGAGAAAAAUGGAUCAUGUUCUUGAAGAAGCACCACAUCCAGACGAGGCGAUUAUAAAAUACGGUAAGAAAUUGGAUAACUACGCAUCGCUUCAAGAAAUUGAUGUUGUCCAAAAAAGGGAAUUAACUACAGAAGUCACUUUAUUACGUGAUGUCAAAGAAAAACAAUGCAACCGAGCUGAAACUGCGUUUCAGAACUUGUUGAACCACGAGAUUGAAAUCGGCGUGGGUUUAAUCAGCUCAAAAACAGGCAAAGAGAUCUCCGAGAAGACCAUUGAUCGAUUAAUCAGCGCGCAGAUUACGAAAUCUGAUGAAUUGCGAGACCUGCGAUUGCUGCACAUCACGAUUCGUAAUGCAGUCACGUAUAAAAACAACGAAAUUAAAGCCAUGGACAAAAUUGGCGAAAACUAUACUCUUAUAGAAUUUGAGCAAAUGAAAAUCGAGAAUCAAAGCAACCUGGAUAAAAUCGAAGAGCGUGAUGACGAAUUGAUGCGCUUGCGAAAAAAGUGCACGAAUGCAAUACAAUCAUUGGCGCAUGUUCGAGAAAAGUGUUCGGCAUCCGAACAGAAUAUUACGAUUCUCAAAGAAACGCUGCAUGAGAAAGAAAAAGCGAAAACAGUGAUUCGUGAACAAAUGAAUCAAUUGAAGCAGGAAAGAGAUUUCUACCGGCUUGAAACACAACGCUUAAAGGACGAAAAUGGUCUGUUGACUAAAGACCGUCUGUUGAUCGACAUGGAAAACGCUAUGCAAGCGAUCGAGGACCUUGAAAAACUCAACCAGUCUAAAAGAGAUAAAUUAAGAGCAGGCAAGGAACGUCUGCACAAUUUACGAAUGCAUUAUGAGGGCGAAUUGAAGAGACGCAUCAACAUGGGCAGAAUGCGAGUGGAAUUCAUCCUUGCGGAGCCUAGUGAAGUGGUUACCAGGAAAGUUCGACCAAAAAAACCGAAUAAAUAUCUGGGUGAACGCCCAUCAAUCAUAAAACCCGAUAUUAACUGCUACCAGCGUUUAAUAUCGCGUAGUGAUUCAGUAUUCAAGCAACAAUAACUAUUGUAUGAAAACCAGUCAAAAUAAUACGGAAUAAAUUCUUUUCAUCACGCAUUUAUUGAA
Messenger RNA from Dalotia coriaria, 1827 nucleotides. Its product is annotated as coiled-coil domain-containing protein 96-like. The transcript has a single exon. Gene Ontology annotation, cellular component: ciliary basal body; axoneme. The coding region runs from base 73 to 1764 and encodes 563 amino acids. Gene Ontology annotation, biological process: cilium assembly. The record is from RefSeq and is a predicted model, not a curated record. NCBI's taxonomy places the organism in Eukaryota, Metazoa, Arthropoda, Insecta, Coleoptera, Staphylinidae.